Molecule: messenger RNA, 1230 nt
Organism: Lactuca sativa (garden lettuce)
Lineage: Eukaryota; Viridiplantae; Streptophyta; Magnoliopsida; Asterales; Asteraceae
Source: RefSeq, a predicted model, not a curated record
AUGACUUUCAUGAACGAACUAAGACUUGAAUGGAUGGCUGUGGUCUCUACCGUAAAAGCGCAUGAGCAGUUCAAGUCUUACUCGCUUGCAAAAGUUGUGGGAAUCCUUAAGUCCCAUGAAAGUGAAGUAACCAAAGAAGAGAAAGUGGUUUCUGAUAUGGGAUCACUGGCCCUUAUCUCAAAAGGAAAAUGUUUUGCAGAAGAAGAAGAAGAGUCAGAUGUGUCUGAGUAUGACCUUACAAGCGAAGAGUAUGCUAUGAUGGUCACCAAUCCAAAGAAGUUUGCAAGAAGAAAAUUUCCUAUCAACAAGAACCAAGACUGGCAGGGAAGUUAUAGCUCUGAGAAGGCGAAGGAUGAAGCGAAGAUCAUCUCUCAAAAGAAUGAAGACAAGAAGGAGAGCAAACUUGCAGGAGACUCUGGAUACGACUGCAAUUACUGCCACGACAUGAACCAGUUUGCCAAGGAUUAUAUGUUAAGGAAAUUGGCUGAGAAGAGAGACGGGGAAGAUGAUGAGGCAUAUUACAUGCGCAAGCUGGAAGAGAUCAAGAACAAAAAGACAACUAACAGUGCAAAAGAUGAGUUCGGUGGCGUGGAAGUGUGGUCAACUGACUCUGAGGAUGAAGAAGUAAGAAAGCCCACUCAUGGAAGGGCUUAUGUGGCAAAGGAAGCAGGUUCGGCUGGGAAGUGCUUGAUGGUCUCUGCUGGAUCAUCAACCGAAAGUGCAGAUGAAGAAUCGAACCUGACUGAAGCCAAAUGCUUUGCAGCAAAGCCUGUCAGUGAGCAGAUCAACGACUGCGAUCGGUUGAUCAAAAAGUCGUACUCUAUUCACUCAUUUGAUCAAUCCAAUGCUAAAUUAGCUUCUGAGAAUAAAAUAGACUUAGAUAACGUGUCUGAAUUUGAUGAGAUGAGUGAGAUAUCUGUAGAAGAUGUAGUUGAUUGCUCUGAGUUUACGAAGAGCGAAACUGAGAAUAAGAAACCAUUAAUCUUAGAAAAUUCGGUUGAAUUUGCUCGUCUAGCAAAGAAUAAGGAAAAGAAGCUCAAGGAAAAAGAUGUGGUUUAUCAAAAGGUUCAAAUUGUGACGAAUCAAGUAUAUGCAGCUAAAGGAGUUACUCCUAGACAAACAGUAGAACUAAUAGUCUUGGUGGAAAAGGACAAUGCAGAAGGGUGCAAAGAUUUCUUCUGGCCUGCUCCCAUAGAUAAUGCAGACGAAACAGUAGGCUUAUCAAAGUAG